CCAACAACACCACCCGCCCUCGCCAUUCCUGAAAGCGCCCGCUCGUUCACCGCUAUCUAUACAUGUCCGCGCGAUGGGACCCGGCCGCAGUGAAGGCGCAGCUGCGCCUGACGUCCCAGCGCAUCGGCCAGCUCCUCGAGCGCCAGGACUCGAAGAGCCAGAUUGUCCGCCGGGACAUAGCGACGCUGCUCUCGCAGGGCAAUGUCAUGAUUGCGCGCGCAAAGGCGCAGAAGCUAAUUCACGAGGACGUGUCGGGCGAUAUACUGGAGAUGCUGGAGAUGUGCAUAGGCGUACUCGUCGAGCACUUCAAUGAGCUGAGCGACCCGGACGCCCUGACGCCCAUUGUUAUCGAGGCGGCGUCCAGCAUCAUCUACGCAGCACCGUCCACGGAGUCAAAAGACCUGCACACCGUCCGAAGCAUGCUCAUCGAACACCUGGGACCGGACUUUGCUCGCUCGGCCAUUGGUAACCGUGAUGGAUACGUGUCGGCCAAGAUCAUCAACGCGCUCUCCGCCCCUUCCCCCUCCGCCGCUAACCUCGACGCAUACUUGGUACGGGUGGCGCGGACCUAUGGCGUCGACUGGCUGCCCCCGCCCCAGCGCCAACACAUCCUAAACCCUCUGUCGGAGAUCCUGAACCCUGAGGCUACGCCCGUCGUCGACCUCCCGCGACUACGCGAGCUCUGUGCUCUGGGUCUCCCCGACGAGCCGUCCUGGGUCCGUCCACGAAUCUGGAAACUAUUUUUCGGCAUCCUUCCGGUCCUCAAGUCAUCAUGGACGGGCGAUAUGAAGAAGCAACGGGACAGCUACUACGACCUGGUAAAGCGGCUUCUCGAACCAUUGACAGAGCUCCCGAAGCCUUCCCUGCCGCUGUCCGGUAUUGAUGAAGUGGCGUUCCGCGUGUCGCAAGGGCUGUCCCGAGUGCCGUCGUCACUUCUCUCAGGUCUGGAGGAAGAGCCAGAAGUGCUCACCAAUUGCCCACUUGACGAUGUGGCCGACGGAGGACUUCGGAUACUCUGCGCACACAACCUCGACGAACGUCUCAAGCUAAUCAAUGAGGCGCGCAACCCAUCGACGACAGGUCCGACCCCAGAGAUCCGACUGGAUGAUGACUCCAUGCCCUCGAUACAGCUGUCGGAACCCGUGGACGAGACACCAGUGAUCCAGCUUCUCAGCCCAGUCGAAGAGGUCGAGGGCGACACGGCAGAUACGGCAGUCGUCCCAGCCAAGAAGAAGCCGACAACAUUACACCCUUCUCGCGUUCAUGGAUCGCUCAACGUACCCAUCAAGCACGAAUCGGCCCUCAGGCGGUUGCUCUAUUUGCAUUCGUCGAUCAAUCCUGGCAACUACUCGCCGCACAUCCCUUCGCUCCUCGUCACCCUGUAUACGGUGAUGAACCGCGAGAUUGACCUGGAAGACAUGGCGCAUGUGGAGGCUGACACGUUCUGGCUGUUUGAGGCAAUGGUCGCGGACUUCUCCGAGCUUGAGGAUGAGGAAGGCGGCGCGGUCUGGAUGAAGAAGUUUAGCGAGCGUUUGACUUGGGCUGAUCCUGAGCUAUCUGAGAAUAUGGUGGCGAAGGGCCUUGACCCUGCACUUCCGCACUAUUCAUACCGCUGGCUGGCUCCGUUGCUUACGCAGACCUUACCCUUGUCGUCUGUCUUCUUGAUUUGGGACGUGCUGUUCUCGAAGCCGCAGGCCACACGAGACAGCAGUCCUAAACUGGAAGCUCUGAUCGACGUUUGCACGGCAAUGCUCAUUCGUGCGCGGCCACAAAUCCUUCGUCUCGGCAAGGGCGGCGCUAAGUCGCCUGGUCUGUGGGCCCAGGACGCUGAAGCACUUCCUCCGCCAUCACCGCUGCGGUCUUGGGAGUUGGGCGAUGCUUUCCUUGAGGGCAUGUCACUGCUGCAGUUCUACCCCGUCGAGGCCGUAGGAGGUGUCGAGACGGUUCUCCAGACGGCCAUGGAUCUUGUCGAGCGCAGGAAAAUGGAGGCGCGCCAGCAGCAGCCGAACCAGCAGAGUCUCACGAGCCGCUUGGCGACCACGAUGUGGCGCGGUUUCACGAACCAGCAGCACACGCCGGAUGCAUCGCCAGAACACUCGGACAACGAGGAUGCCGGGAAGGAGAAGCCCAAGGCGGCUCCGCCUGCUGCAACUGCACCUGCCGCGCCUUCGCAAGGGACCAAUAACAAGCUCGGUGCUCGUUUAGCAACCACGGUAUGGAGGGGCAUCACAAAUCAGAGCGCUAUGGACCCGCCGCCAUCCCCAUUGGAGCCGUCGCCCAUCGAAGCCCCAAUCCGGCUACCACCAAGGCCAGACGAGGUCGAUGAGCCUGUACAACCGACGCCUGCCGCUGCGACUGCUGCCAGCCUUUGGACCUACGCCGAGAAGUUCAAGGAGUCCGAUGCCGCCGCGCGUCUUUCCAAAGUUAGUAGCAACUGGAAAGCGCUCGCGAUGUCGAGCAACUGGCGCGGGCUCGGCGCGUCCGCGUCCGUACCCGAUAAGAUGGACCAGUCGCAGCGGAGCUCGGUGAUGAGCGACGGGUACGACUACCAGCCGCCGAAGCCCUUCCUGGAGACCCGCCGCGAGUCGCUGCCGGGGCCUGCAAGGCAGAGCAUGUACUCACCGCCAGCGCGUCCGGCCUUCUUCCGCCCGCCGCGGGACAGCGGGCUCUUCAGUCCUGUGCAUGAUGGGGGCAAGUCGAGCAAGUCUGGCAGCCCGACGGAGUCGUCGCCGAAGUCGGAGAAUGGCAUUUUCAGCAAGGCGCUGAAUGUACAGGAGGCGUUGGCGAAUCUCACGCGGGUGACGCCUGUGCCCACGCCUCAGCCAUCGCCGACGCCGAAGAGCGCACCGAGGCCGUUGUUGUUGGGGUCGUCUACGAUUACGUCCAGGCCGAUCAGCAGGCAUAUCUCCCGGAAUAGUGGGCAGUACGAUGAUCUGGGGAGGAGACCGGCAGGUCGUCCGACGCACAAGCACUCGCAAUCCUCGCUGUCGACGGUGCCAGACUUCAAUCGCUCGGAGCCAGAGUCUGACGGCGCUGCUUCGCGCAUCGUACCCAUUCGGCGCUCGGUGUCGCCGAUGGCGCCUGAAUUCCGCAGGCACUCGAGGACUCCGUCUCGUCUAUCCGAUGCGCACUCGCCAUCGCCUCGGUCGUCAACGGGUGGUCUCCUCAGCCCCCCGAUGUCCACGACGACGCUCGACUCACGUGGAUGGGGCCGCGUCGAUACAAACGACUCACCUCCCAUGACAUCUCCCAAAACACCAGACAACCUCCCCUCCGACACCGAAGUCCGCGUCGACGGCUCCGAGCAGCAGCGCGGCUCCAUCGUGAUACCCACCGUCACCUCGCCUCUGGACGCUCCCGCCCACGCAAAGAAGCUGACGCGCAAGAAGACGCCGCCGCCGGUGUAUAACGGCGACACCUCCGACUCAUCCGCGUCCAUGGCGAGUGUCGGCGGGGCCUCCAUUCCCGGUAGGCAGCAGCGCGUGCGCACCCGCCGCGGCCAGCGCCCUGCCAACCUCCGCCUGCACGAGCGGUCCGACUCACGGCGCACACCCAGCCCGAAGGGCCUCGUCGUCGAGUGGCCCGGCGAGGACGAGUUGGCAGCCGCCACGCCGAGGGCUACCCAGUUUGAGGGCGAUGAGCGUCUGGCGCACGACCGUACGCCGUCAAUGCGCAGCCAAACGUCGUCCACUUCCGCUUCCGACAGCUACGAAGGUGCCACGCGGACGCGCAAGGUGUCGACCAGUUCGCGCUCGAGUCGGCGGCGCGUGCGGGAGAGCGCCGCGGAGGAGGGCGACGACGAGGGGUACGACGACUUCCUGAGCUCGUACGAGAGCGAGGAUACGGGUGCCGUCGAUGCUGCGUCCCUUCGCUAGGCUAGUAGCGUCCGCUCGCUAGGGUAGAUGCCUCCACUCGCCAGGCUAGCCAACUGUUUUCGCUUCCAGCUUUCGCUAUGUUAUGCUCUCUGGAUCUAAUGCUGUUUAUGAUGUAUUGCAGUAAUCAGGUAUAUCACGAAUAUCACGUUCACAACGUCCGUUCCGACGCAUCCCAGUCUCGUAUGGUAUCAUGGACGCCUCUGUAGAUCUUCAGCACUACGGGGAAAUAGGGUAGAAUAUUCUACGUCGUCGUCAUGGUCAGUCUCAAUUAUCAUUUGCACGCGUACGCAGGAAUGCC
Molecule: messenger RNA, 4173 nt
Organism: Schizophyllum commune H4-8
Lineage: Eukaryota; Fungi; Basidiomycota; Agaricomycetes; Agaricales; Schizophyllaceae
Exons: 10
Coding region: 63-3875 (1270 amino acids)
Biological process (GO): protein transport
Source: RefSeq, a predicted model, not a curated record